Messenger RNA from Dromaius novaehollandiae (emu), 2161 nucleotides. It is a transcript of the gene ALG6, whose product is annotated as ALG6 alpha-1,3-glucosyltransferase. Bases 185 to 1708 code for a protein of 507 amino acids. Gene Ontology annotation, biological process: protein N-linked glycosylation. The record is from RefSeq and is a predicted model, not a curated record. Lineage: Eukaryota; Metazoa; Chordata; Aves; Casuariiformes; Dromaiidae. Gene Ontology annotation, cellular component: endoplasmic reticulum membrane. Gene Ontology annotation, molecular function: dolichyl pyrophosphate Man9GlcNAc2 alpha-1,3-glucosyltransferase activity. The transcript is spliced from 15 exons.
GGCCGCCGCCGGCGGCGCAGGCGCGCUGCCCGCCCGCGCGCCAGCCGUUGCCGCCUCGUCGGCGCGCGCGCGCUGCUGUGGCGGUUGCCGGAAGCGGCGCGGGAGGCGGAAGCGGCGGCGGGGAGCGCGCGCGGCGGCGUGUGCGUUGUGCCCAGUACCCUUUGGCUUGUUACAAAGACCAGCCAUGGAAAAGUGGAGCUUAAUGACAAUUACUGUUUUACUAGCACUUACUGUACGCUGGACUGUAUCACUUGGUUCUUACUCAGGUGCAGGAAAGCCACCUAUGUAUGGAGACUAUGAAGCUCAGAGGCACUGGCAAGAAGUUACUUACAAUUUACCCAUCAGGCAAUGGUACUUCAAUACAAGUGACAACAAUCUACUGUACUGGGGCCUUGAUUAUCCACCUCUUACUGCCUAUCACAGUUUUCUGUGUGCUUAUGUUGCAAAGUUAAUAAAUCCUGAUUGGAUUGCUCUCCACACGUCUCAGGGGUAUGAGAGUCAGACACAUAAGUUAUUUAUGCGUACAACAGUGUUUGUUGCUGAUUUGCUGGUUUAUAUUCCUGCAGUUAUUUUAUAUUGUUGUUGCUUAAAAGAAACUUCUACAAAAAAGAAGAUUUCCAGUGCUCUCUGUAUAUUGCUUUAUCCAGGCCUAAUUCUUAUUGACCAUGGACAUUUCCAAUACAACUCAGUGAGCCUUGGCUUUGCUUUGUGGGGUAUACUUUAUUUAUCUUACGACUGGGACCUUUUGGGUUCAAUGGCAUUUUGCUUGGCCUUAAAUUAUAAGCAAAUGGAACUCUACCAUUCUCUGCCCUUCUUUUGCUAUUUACUUGGAAAGUGCUUCAAGAAGGGACUGAAAGGAAAGGGAUUAAUAUUGUUAAUUAAACUAGCCGGGACAGUGGUGUUUUGCUUUGCUGUCUGCUGGCUCCCGUUCUGUACAGACGUGGAACAAAUCAUGCAAGUACUCAGAAGACUCUUUCCCAUUGAUCGAGGCUUGUUUGAGGAUAAAGUAGCCAAUAUUUGGUGCAGUCUAAGUGUCCUUAUAAAGAUAAAAAAUAUUGUAUCACCUCAAACUCAGCUCAAACUCAGUUGUGCUGUAACAUUUCUGAGCCUGCUUCCUACUUGUGUAAAACUGACCCUUGAGCCAUCUCUCAGAGGAUUUAAGUUUGCUUUGGUUAGUUGUGCGUUGUCAUUCUUCCUGUUCUCCUUUCAAGUACAUGAAAAAUCUAUUCUUCUAGUGUCAAUACCGGUCUGCUUAAUCAUAAAUGAAAUUCCUUUUAUGGCUACGUGGUUUUUACUUGUAUCAACCUUCAGCAUGUUGCCUCUGCUACUGAAAGAUGGCCUCCUGUUGGCCUAUACUGUGACAACCCUGGCGUUCCUAUCAGCUUGUGUGACUUCCUUUUCGAUAUUCGAAAAGACUUCAGCAGAGGACUUGCAGCUGAAAUCAUUUUCCCUUUCUCUUAAGGGAUAUGUCUCUUGGUUUAAGUCAUUUCCAAAGAUUGUCAAGAGGCUGUUUCUUCUUUCAGGAGCUGUGAUGGGCAUCCUGACCUUACUGAGUGCCACAAUGAAUCCCCCACAGAGGUUACCAGAUUUGUUCCCCCUAUCUGUGUCCAUUAUCUCUUGCUUACACUUUUUAUUCUUUUUGAUGUAUUUUAACAUUGUUAUACUGUGGGACUCAAAGAGUAGUAGAAGUCAGAAGAAGAUGAGUUAGUUAACUUGUGAAGAUCAAGGACUAAACUGUAAAAGGACAGAAUAUUUUCAGUGAAUUGUGUCUGGUGUUACAGAUAAACCUGUUUAAUGUAACACAAUUUGAGUGAUCUAAUGAGAAUCAGGAAACAUUAUGCACACUUCAACACAAAAUGAUUAAAGGCUGUUUUAAAGAUGAAGAAAUGUUAUUUGGUGAAUUUUCUUCAGAACUGUAAAACUUUUCUUAUCAUUUGCAAACCUAAAAUAUCUAAUGAAGGACCAUAUUUUGAACUUACAGUAAUACAGCCAGGGUACAUUAGCAAAACAGCAAAUUGUUUUGUUAGCAUUAAGUUUACACAUUUGCCAGCACAAAAGAUAUAAGCAGUUCAAAGUUGUGUAGGUUAAAUAGUGACUCUUGACUGUGAACUCUAAGUUGUCUUGCUGAAUUGUUUUAUGGCAUAAAUUGUCUUGUACAUGC